CGUCACUGCAAGUCACACCACUACCCUUGACUCUUGAUCCUUUCACAAAUGACGCUUCGUGAAGUCGAAUUUCCUUCGGAUCCUAAAGAUCUGGAACACAUUAAAGAACAAUUUUUGAUUUUCUACUCCUCGCGCAUGAACUGGGCAGCUAUGGAUUGUGUAGAAGUAGAUCAGACCAUCCAGGAUACCUUCGGUCCUGAAGACGGGCCAUCUGCGGUUAUUGUCUAUGUUGGCCAAAAGCACGAAUGGAAAACAUCCUCCAAUGUUUUCAGAGGCGAGCCUUGGCAAGUCACCUCAGUUCCCACAAUUAUUAAGGUUGAAGACUCCAAAGUAGCCGGUCGACUUGACUCCGAGAUCAACACACUUCUCGCGGCUUUCAUCCGAGGAUAGAGUGACUGGGCUUGACACUUUUUAAGUGCCAACGAUUGGACUUUUGGAUUCAAUGCUAGGUGUUGUGUAUUAGAAACUAACUGAAGGCCAGACUUUUGAAUAAAUCCUCCUCGUUAACUCA
This is a messenger RNA of Suillus bovinus, 511 nucleotides long. RefSeq lists its product as uncharacterized. The record is from RefSeq and is a predicted model, not a curated record. NCBI's taxonomy places the organism in Eukaryota, Fungi, Basidiomycota, Agaricomycetes, Boletales, Suillaceae. The transcript is spliced from 4 exons. Gene Ontology annotation, molecular function: protein-disulfide reductase [NAD(P)H] activity. The coding region runs from base 49 to 390 and encodes 113 amino acids. Gene Ontology annotation, cellular component: cytosol.